AUGAUUGUUUGCUUUCUCGGUGUUUAUAUUAACAUCAGUCGAUUGUUAACAUUCGCCUGUUUUCUAAUUGUUUUUGCUAUCGUUCAAUCUAAACUGUUACUUGCCGUUGAUGCAUCUUCUGGUUUUAAACAAUUUUCCAAUUCAUCAUUGAACAAUACGCUAACAUUAGAUCAGGCUGAUUUUUCACUUAACAUAACAGAAAUUUGUAUAGCUGAAGUAAUUAAUGAAACUUUACCUUAUUAUUCAUUGCCUUAUCGAAUAUUUGCUGGUGCACUAGUUGUUCCAAUUACCAUUUGUGCCAUAUCGGGCAAUAUUCUUGUCAUUCAUGUUAUUAAACAUUAUCGUGCACUACGUAUGACAGGUAACGUUUUUCUUGCUUCAUUGGCUGUCGCUGAUGUUGGUGUUAGUACAUUAGCUAUGACAUUCUAUGGACUACAAUUAAUUCAAGGCAGAUGGAUUCUGGGAGCGUUUAUGUGUCGUUUAUGGUUCUCAUGUGAUGUUCUUUUUUCGACGGCAUCAAUCAUGCAUUUAGCUUGUAUAGCAUUAGAUCGUUAUUUAUCUAUUGUACGUCCAUUUAAACAUGAAAAUUCAUCAUCAGAUCGACGUCGUUAUGGUAUGAUAGCUGGUUGUUGGAUUGGAUCAGCUAUACUUUCAUUUAUACCAAUAUUUACUGGUAUAUAUACGACAGUUGAACAACGACAAAAGAUAAGUUGUUUAAAUCGUGUUCGUGGUCGUUGUAUAUUUGCUGUUAAUCAAGCAUACGCUAUUGUUUCAUCGUCUUUUUCAUUUUGGGUUCCUGGCGCUGUUAUGAUUAUUAUGUAUGUCAUGUUAAUACGAAUAGCUGAUAAAAAAGAAAGAGAAGCAUAUAAAUUAAUGGAUUCUUUUGCUCCACGCCGUCGUUUUUCACCACAUAAUCAAUAUAAUGUUCAUCAACGAUCUAGUGAUGAUCAAGCGCUUGUUGAAACAACGCCCACAACAAAUCAAUCGCGUCGCACUAAUAAAUUGGCAACAACAGCAACAUCACCAGCAGCAGCAGCAACAACUGCAUCAGCAUCAGCAUCAGCAUCGGCAACAACAACAACAGCAAACGGUUCCUAUAAUACCCAUCGCCGUUCAGAAAAACAUGAUAGUUUUGAUACAAAUAUGGAACGACAACCGUCUAUUGAUUUACCUGGAAAUUAUCUUGAUCCUCGCAAUAGUAAAUUGAAACAUUUAAGACGUGAACGUCGUGCCGUUAAAACGUUAGGUGCGAUCAUGGUUGCAUUUUUAAUAUGUUGGCUUCCAUUUUUUGUUCGAUAUUCGGCGUGCGAACCGGAUCGUUGCAGGUGGAAAUUCAUGCCAAUCAUAGAAGAUAUUGUCUUUUGGGUUGGUUAUUUUAAUUCAAUGAUUAAUCCAUUUUUAUAUGCUUUUCAUAAUAGAGAUUUUCGAACUGCUUUUCGAAAAACUCUGUGUAAAUAUUUUGUCUGUUGUCGUCAACGACGUGCAAGUAAAUCUAGUAACGUGCCAUUACCACCUGCAACACCUAGUGUGGAAAUGCAAAGGACAGGUUCGAUAAGACAAAAAGCGAAAUCUUGUAAGAAUCCAAUAAAUUCGACAACAAAUAUACAUGAGAAAAAACUUAUAAAUACAAAUAAAAUCAUUCAAGGAAAUAGUGAACUUGAGACACCAAAUGGACUUGAGGCGCCAAAUGGAUAUUUGACUGGUGGCCAAAAUAGUAUACCAUCAAACCAUAGUUCGAUUCUUUAG
Molecule: messenger RNA, 1746 nt
Organism: Rotaria socialis
Lineage: Eukaryota; Metazoa; Rotifera; Eurotatoria; Philodinida; Philodinidae
Source: the annotation of a GenBank genome assembly